GUGGCACGAUUCAGGGAAAGAAUGAAGAACCAAGUUCCAGUCGACUACCAGAAACUGAAGAACCGAGUUCCAGUCGACUACCAGAAACUGUCGGUCCGUCAGAAGUACCGGAGCAGCAACAAAUGGAUCGGGUUGAAGCAGUGCGAAAACCAAAAGAGACCGUUGUUACUCUAGAAUUGAAUGUACUAGAAUACGACACCGACGAGCGAAAGCAACAAUUAAAUGAGGUCUUGGAUUCUAUUAGAUUAAAUCUUCUUCGCCGAUGAAGCAAAGCAAAAAUUAAGAGAGUUCUUGGAU
This is a messenger RNA of Rubroshorea leprosula, 297 nucleotides long. The record is from the annotation of a GenBank genome assembly. NCBI's taxonomy places the organism in Eukaryota, Viridiplantae, Streptophyta, Magnoliopsida, Malvales, Dipterocarpaceae.